Messenger RNA from Paraglomus brasilianum, 294 nucleotides. The record is from the annotation of a GenBank genome assembly. NCBI's taxonomy places the organism in Eukaryota, Fungi, Glomeromycota, Glomeromycetes, Paraglomerales, Paraglomeraceae.
AUGUCAAUCUCCUUCGAAUACCAUUCACCUUCUUCUAAAACGUUUGAUGUGUUGGUUGAAGUUGUUCGUAAUAAGGAUAAGAAAAAAGGCUCAGUGGAGAGUCAAAUAGCUGCAUUACACAAAUCGAUGCAGAAACUACCAUCUGCACCAGCCGAAGUUAAAGCAGAAAAAACGACAAAGGGGAAGGACACGACCGAGACCAAUCAAAAGUUGAUGAUAUUGCACGCGAGACCGUUAAACGAAAAAGAAGAAAAGCGACGAGUGGUGCUGACGAAGACAGUAGUGAAAAAAUGA